AUGCUGGCCUUGGUGCUCUGCGGAGUGUCCCUCGCGCUUCCACCCUUUGUCCGAGCAGAUGCAUGCAAGGAUGUUAGUAUGCAAAACGAGGCACCUUCAGCAGGCCAGCCUUUUGCUUUUAACUGUACGCACCCACCACUAACAUCUGGGAAAGUACGUGUAACAUGGUAUAAAUAUCCUAACAAAAUCCCAGUAUCCAAAAACACACAGUCUAGAAUUCACCAGGAGCAAAACUGGAUUUUGUUUCUGCCCCUGACACAGGAGGACUCUGGGAUCUACCAAUGUGUUAUAAACAGCACAAACACCUGUCACAGAAUCCACGUAAACCUCACUGUGUUAAGAAAAUACUGGUGUGGUGUUUCUGGAAAUGGCCAGCUGAUUUUAUCAGAUGAAUACAGACAAAUAUUACGUGCUGGAAGGGAUGACAGCCUUACCUGUCAUCUGAACUUCCCACAGAGUUGUGUUUUGGAUUCACUAAAGUGGUAUAAGGGCUGUGAAGAGAUUAAAGGAGAACGGUUUAUUUCCUGGGAAACAAAGCUGUCAGUGAGCAAUGUUUCAGCAGAGGACAGAGGGAGCUACGCGUGUCAAGCCCGACUGACACACACAGGGAAACAGUACACCGUUUUAAACAGCAUCACUGUGAAUAUUGCAGAAACAAAUGGAUAUGCAGGAAGAAUUCCUAAAAUCAUUUAUCCAAAAAACAAUUCAAUUGAAGUACAACUUGGCUCUCCCCUUACUGUGGACUGCAAUAUCACAGACACAAGGGAUAAUACAAAUCUCCGCUGCUGGAGAGUCAAUAACACCUUGGUGGAUGAUUACUACAGUGAAUCCAAACGCAUCAGAGAAGGAUCCGAAUCCCACAUUUCUUUCCAGAAACAUAUUUUUUACACAGUGAACAUAACUUUCUUGGAAGUGAAAAUGGAAGAUUAUGGUCAUCCUUUCAUUUGUCACGCCGGAGUGUCAGCAGCAUAUUUUAUUUUAAAACUCCCAGCUCCAAAUGUUCAAGCUUACUUGAUAGGAGGGCUUCUCGCCUUGGUAGGUGCAACAGCGUCUGUCAUGUACCUCUACAACAUUUUUAAGAUCGACAUUGUACUCUGGUAUCGAAGUGCCUUCCAUUCUACCGGGACCAAAGAAGAUGGCAAGCUGUAUGAUGCCUAUGUCUUAUACCCCAAGCCUCAGAGAGAAAUCCAGAGCCAUGAGGUGGACACGCUGGUAUUGAAGAUUCUGCCUGAGGUGCUGGAGAGGCAGUGUGGAUACAAAUUAUUUAUAUUUGGCAGGGAUGAAUUUCCUGGACAAGCAGUGGCCAAUGUCAUUGACGAAAACAUCAAGCUAUGCAGGAGACUGAUCAUCAUCUUAGUUCCUGAAUCCCUGAGCUUUGACUUGUUAAAGAACAUGUCGGAAGAACAAAUUGCAGUCUACAAUGCGCUCAUCCAGGAUGGGAUGAAGGUCAUCCUGAUUGAACUGGAGAAAGUCAAGGACUAUGCGGCCACGCCGGAGUCAAUUCAGUACAUCAAGCAGAAGCAUGGGGCCAUCCAGUGGAGUGGGGAUUUCACAGAGCAGUCACAGUGUGCAAAGUCCAAGUUCUGGAAACAAGUGAGGUAUCACAUGCCACCCAAAAGGCCUCCACCAUCUUCUUCUGCCCAGCUGCCGAAGCACACGUCCUGACACCUCCCGGCUGGCUAGGGAGGGGCCAGUGUGGGGUUGGUCACCCGUGAUGGCAUUGUCCGCAUGGGGUGGCUCAUGGUUGGACAAGGAUGCAUGGCAUUUGGGCAGUCGGCUUGAAGCUUGCCCUUGUGUACUCGUUGCUACAGGUCCUCUGUUUGCUGCUUGUUUUGAUCAGAGCUCCUUCUCUAGGGAAAGCUGUCACCCUUCCAGAAGGCCCUCAUUCACUUAUGGGCUCUGAUGAACACUCCCUGAACACAGAGCAGGUGUAGCAUGUGAGCCCCUGGGGAAUGGGACACAGAGGAUUGUAGAGCGGCAGUUGAGUUGUCAAGAAGUUUGGUGCAUGGUGUGGCACCCGUGGGGCCAGAGAUGGAAGUCAGAGGAUGGCAGGAGGCAACCUGUGGGCUUGGGGAGGGCUGGCAAGGAGAACCACACUUUUAUCGUGACCACAAUCUUAGCACACUCAUACUGGAAGCCACUGAGUGGUCACACAGACCAUUGGAGACCAAGUGUGGCCCCGCUGAGAUUGCCCAUUAACCACCAUCCUGUUGGGCCCCAGCCUUGAAAGACUUGAUUUGUCAAAUCAAAAUAAGUAACAAUUCACCUGGUUUUCCAACUGGCCAAGAAGGCUGGGAUUCUGAGCAACAUGUGAGAGAAACAGCACACCAAGAUGAUGUGAUUCUAGUCCAUGUAAAACAAAGUAAUCUUUCGGUUAGCCAGCGUCCCCUUGUCACAAGUCCAUUUAUGAUUUAACAAGGGGCAAGGACUUUUGAUGCUCAAAAUUAGCUGUAAACUCCUCACUACUUGCAAAGACCCCCACCUGAGGAGCUUGGAUAGAGUCCAAGUCUCUCGUUCUGUGGCUGAUGACAUCAAGCCCUAACAAGUGGCCUGCUGGGGUCAGAAUGUUUGUGGGCCCCAAAUUCACAUGUUGCAGUCCUAACACCCAGUGUCAUGGUAUUGGGAGGUGGGGCCUUCCAGAGGUGAACAGGUCGGAAGGGUGGAGACCUCCUGAAUAGGAUUAGUAUUCUCGUAGAAGAUACCCCAAGAAGUCCCUUGCCGCUUCGGCCAUGUGAGGACACAGCAAGAAGUCUGUGAUCUGAAAAAAGGUCCUCACCUGACCACGAAGGCACCUGUUCUCAGACUUCUUGUCUCCACAGCUGUGAGAAAUAAAUUUCUG
Molecule: messenger RNA, 2839 nt
Organism: Zalophus californianus (California sea lion)
Lineage: Eukaryota; Metazoa; Chordata; Mammalia; Carnivora; Otariidae
Gene: IL36R
Product: interleukin 1 receptor like 2
Exons: 10
Coding region: 1-1665 (554 amino acids)
Biological process (GO): signal transduction; regulation of inflammatory response
Molecular function (GO): interleukin-1, type I, activating receptor activity
Source: RefSeq, a predicted model, not a curated record